CAACUGGACUCCAAAUUACCCAAAUUGCAAUUUGAGUUUCUUCGGCGCUGACACCACUUCCCGGAGCUGCGAACUCUGUCUUCCGGCGACGAAAUUGAAUCGGCUGAUGGAUCGACAAGCUCCUGAUUAUGCAGCUGCUAUGGCAUUUUCUCAACAGCAGCACCAAGCGGCAAACACUCAACAGCAACAGCAGUUUGGUUUUCAUCCGCAACACCAACAAUUUCCUCCUUCAAUUCAUGGUCCUCCAUUUCUAGCCCCGCACUCUUCUCUUCAACAGUUCCCUUACCCUCGCCCUAUGCAGCAACCACAACUCCAUCCUCAUACACCCCCUCCGCAUCUUCUUCACCUUCAGCAGCAACAGCAACCGCCUCCUGCUUUUCCACCACACAUGGCUCCUCACCUUGCUCCAUCACCUUUCUUCAAUCCGUAUGAUACUCCCCCGCCUCCUGCUCCUCCACCAUCUGAUCCUGAACUCCUAAAGCGUAUUGAUAAAUUAAUUGAAUAUGCUGUCAAGAAUGGUCCUGAUUUUGAAGCCAUGAUUCGAGAAAAGCAGCAAGAUAAUCCUGCUUACAGUUUCCUCUUUGGUGGUGAAGGCCAUUAUUACUAUCGCUAUAAGCUAUGGAUGGCUACUCGGCCCCCUGGUGGGCCUUUCAAUCCUUCUUUCCCAUCCUCUUCUUUGCCUAUGAUGCAUCCACCAAAUCCUAUGAUGAGUCCAUCACCCUUAACUCCUCCAUAUAAUGCCUCCAAUGCUUCUGCUGCAAUGUCGGGUCCACACCAUUUGCAUCGACCCCCUUUCCCACCAUUUUAUGAUCAGCAUCACUCUCAGCCAUUUAGCCGAGCAGAUCAUGAUCAUUCAUAUGGGUCUUUCAAAGGUCUAUCUAGGCCUCUUCCAUCAGAUGUUGAAAUGGAGCUGAGUAAUGUUCUGAAUAGUCUUACUGGUACAAAAGAGUCAAUUAAAGGUGCCAAGAGUUGGUUUAUGCAGAGAUCUCCAUUUGUACCUGCUUUGGCUGAGGCACUCAGAGACAGGGUAUAUUCUGUAGAUGAUUCUGAGAGGCAACUGCAUAUAAUCUAUCUUGCCAAUGACAUCUUAUUUGAUAGGUAACAUUUCAUAUCUAGGUGCUUA
Molecule: messenger RNA, 1123 nt
Organism: Nicotiana attenuata
Lineage: Eukaryota; Viridiplantae; Streptophyta; Magnoliopsida; Solanales; Solanaceae
Product: calcium homeostasis endoplasmic reticulum protein-like
Exons: 2
Coding region: 107-1102 (331 amino acids)
Biological process (GO): intracellular calcium ion homeostasis; RNA processing
Cellular component (GO): perinuclear region of cytoplasm
Molecular function (GO): RNA binding
Source: RefSeq, a predicted model, not a curated record